Messenger RNA from Cephus cinctus (wheat stem sawfly), 321 nucleotides. It is a transcript of the gene RpS27, whose product is annotated as 40S ribosomal protein S27. Gene Ontology annotation, cellular component: ribosome; cytosolic small ribosomal subunit. The transcript has a single exon. Lineage: Eukaryota; Metazoa; Arthropoda; Insecta; Hymenoptera; Cephidae. The record is from RefSeq and is a predicted model, not a curated record. The coding region runs from base 2 to 259 and encodes 85 amino acids. Gene Ontology annotation, biological process: translation; ribosomal small subunit assembly. Gene Ontology annotation, molecular function: RNA binding; structural constituent of ribosome.
AAUGCCUUUGGCUCGCGAUUUUCUUCAUCCAACUCCAGCUGAGGAGAAGAGAAAACAUAAGCUGAAGAGGCUCGUUCAGAAACCUAACAGCUAUUUCAUGGAUGUCAAAUGUCCUGGCUGCUACGCCAUCAAGACAAUUUUCUCCCAUGCACAACAUGCUGUUGAAUGCGAUGGUUGCCGUACGAUACUCUGCACAUCAACUGGUGGCAAGGCGCGUCUUACCGAGGGAUGUUCUUUCAGGAGGAAGGUUCAAUGCUAAUAUUAUGUGACAUACCCAACAUCUCGCUUUUCAUUCAGUAAAUAAACACUGUGAAAACGUAA